AUGCAUUCAUAAAUCUCUUUAUCAGAAAUGUUCAGAAGUUAUGAGUAAGACUAUAAAGCUCAUAUGGAAUCAGUUAUGUAUGAUCUAUUAAAAAUGAGUAAAGAUAGAAGAGAUGAAACAGAAAAAAGUUUCUCAAAAGUUUAAGAUGAACUUUAAUAAACAGAACAAUGUGUAAUUUAUUUCUAUAUAAAUUAAAGAUUAAAUAAAUGGAGUUGGAAGCAUCUACUUUACCUGGUAAUUAUAAAAAAGAAUUAAUGGAAACAAUUAAAUAAUAUAAAAGAGAUAUGGCUAAAGUGGAGAAGGAUUUUAAAUAAUUAUAAUUAGAUUAAUAAGAAGAUUCUAGUAGAGAUAAGUUGUUUAAUGAUAGAUAAAUUAAUCAAGCUUUAUUAAAAUAAGAAGAUCGUUUAAUUAGAUAAACAUUAGAAUUAGAAGCAGCCAAGAGAACUGCUUAUUUAACUGAAUAAUAAGCAAAUUAAAUAUCAAUAAAUUUACAUUCUUAAUCAAUGACUUUAGAUAAUUCAAUUAGGAAAACUUAAUAUAUAAGAGAAGACUUGGGAGAAUCAAAUAAUUUAGUGAAAAUUAUGAAAAAUAGAAUAUUGAAAAAAAAAUUGAUAAUGUAUGGAGUAUUUGGUUUCCUAGGACUAUGUUUAACAAUAGCAAUAAUGAGUUGGUUUUUUUGA
This is a messenger RNA of Paramecium pentaurelia, 680 nucleotides long. NCBI's taxonomy places the organism in Eukaryota, Ciliophora, Oligohymenophorea, Peniculida, Parameciidae. The record is from the annotation of a GenBank genome assembly.